UCCUUCUUGUCGUUACACCAAACGACCAGCAGGGGGCAAUAUAACACGGAGGCCGAUAUUUUUUUAUCCGGAAGUGAAGCGCUUCCUUUUCCUGUGGGCCAUCUGUCGUAAGCGAUUUUUAGGCGACCACCUAACACAACCUUCAAAAUGCAGAACGACGCUGGUGAAUUUGUGGACCUGUACGUCCCACGCAAAUGCUCUGCAAGCAACAGAAUCAUCGGCGCCAAGGACCACGCCUCCAUCCAGAUCAACAUUGCUGAGGUGGACAAAGUGACCGGGCGCUUCAACGGUCAGACCAAGACCUACGCCAUCUGUGGAGCCAUCCGCCGGAUGGGAGAAUCUGACGACUCGAUCCUGAGGCUGGCCAAGACCGAUGGCGUCGUAGCAAAGAACUUCUGAGCGUCGCAUUGGAGAUGUGCAACAUUUGUUAAAUAAAAUGGAGGAAAAAAAGCUUCA
Fundulus heteroclitus (mummichog) is the source of this 456-nucleotide messenger RNA. It is a transcript of the gene rps21, whose product is annotated as ribosomal protein S21. The transcript is spliced from 6 exons. Gene Ontology annotation, molecular function: structural constituent of ribosome. The record is from RefSeq and is a predicted model, not a curated record. Gene Ontology annotation, cellular component: cytosolic small ribosomal subunit; ribosome. Bases 148 to 399 code for a protein of 83 amino acids. Gene Ontology annotation, biological process: translation; endonucleolytic cleavage to generate mature 3'-end of SSU-rRNA from (SSU-rRNA, 5.8S rRNA, LSU-rRNA); endonucleolytic cleavage in ITS1 to separate SSU-rRNA from 5.8S rRNA and LSU-rRNA from tricistronic rRNA transcript (SSU-rRNA, 5.8S rRNA, LSU-rRNA). NCBI's taxonomy places the organism in Eukaryota, Metazoa, Chordata, Actinopteri, Cyprinodontiformes, Fundulidae.